Molecule: messenger RNA, 1459 nt
Organism: Synchiropus splendidus (mandarinfish)
Lineage: Eukaryota; Metazoa; Chordata; Actinopteri; Syngnathiformes; Callionymidae
Gene: dynll2a
Product: dynein, light chain, LC8-type 2a
Exons: 3
Coding region: 179-448 (89 amino acids)
Biological process (GO): cilium assembly; microtubule-based process
Cellular component (GO): cytoplasmic dynein complex
Molecular function (GO): dynein light intermediate chain binding; dynein intermediate chain binding
Source: RefSeq, a predicted model, not a curated record
GCGCCUCAGCCAAUCCGAGCGCAGCGGGGCGGGGCCACAGAGCGCAGCAGCGAGCCCAGCCGCCUCAACGCGUAUUGUGUGACUCUUUAAAAAGCGAUUCUCCGCAGCUGCCUCCGCGCGUUCCUCGUGUUUGGAAGCACAGCGAGCUGAACGAGAGGUGAACCUCCUCAUCGUCAACAUGACCGACAGGAAGGCGGUGAUCAAGAACGCGGACAUGUCCGAGGACAUGCAGCAGGACGCGGUGGACUGUGCCACGCAGGCCAUGGAGAAGUACAACAUCGAGAAGGACAUCGCCGCCUACAUCAAGAAGGAGUUUGACAAGAAGUACAACCCCACCUGGCACUGCAUCGUGGGGCGGAACUUCGGGAGCUACGUCACCCACGAGACCAAGCACUUCAUCUACUUCUACCUGGGCCAAGUGGCCAUCCUGCUCUUCAAGUCUGGCUGAGCCGGUGGAGCGACCUUCGACCCCCCCAAACGCCGCGGUGGCCAACGUCUCCCCUUCACUAAUCACCAUAACAACGCCGAAGUGGCGGGGUUGGCGCAGUUGCAUGGACUCGACCCUGUUUCAUAUGUCUGUGACCGUGAGUUUACGUUCGAACGCAGCUGAAGUAGUUUGUGUUCAUGCCGUUCACUUUUAGGUUGCUCGGCGAUCCGGCGUGGCCCCGGAUCGCCGAGCUUUAGGAGAGCGCUUCCCUCCAUCAGUGGUGUUGUGGUUUGGUCGGACGAUAGGACUGCAUGCACCAGCUCCCCCCCUCUCCCCCUCCGCUUCUGUUCCGUCUCCAGUCAGCUGCGUUCACUCGUGGGGUUUGUUUCCUGUGUGAAAAUAAAAGACUGCAGCUCUGUCACCGGCUAACUUUCACUGUGAAGGAGUCACGUGUCCGCUCACGCUGCAGACGGAUCACACUCAUCUGCCACCUAGAUGUCUUAGCCACUUCCUGCAUGUCUGGAGGAUCAUGUUCUCGGUUCUUGCAUCAAAGACGUCCGCCUCUGCUUUAGUUACCUGUGAAGAUUGUGGAUAUCGGACGGAGCCUUGUGCGUGUUCUGGAAGGCGAUGUACAGUAUAAACACUUGACUAUGAUUGUGUGGCUCGGAGCGUUUCCCCAUGUUUUUUCUGUUGGAGCGAGCCACUUCUUUUCAUUUGUUCCUGUCGGUUAGGAGCGAGUUCCCACUGAAGGAAGAGCGUCCUGUCACGUUUGUUGCUCGCUCAACUGUUUGCUUGGACUGACUUGGUUCCAUCACAUGGUUUUCCUCUGGCAUGUAUCUUCUGGCGUGUGCGUGUGUGUAUGUACGUAGGAGCCGUUCGACGCCGUUUGAAUUUGCACAAAACAUGUGCCUGUCUCUGCUCUCAACUGUACCUGGCUUAACUAUUGCACUUCAUUCGACUGAUCCAGUAGGUUGCUACAGAACCAAAACACAAGGAAUAAAUAUUAGUUGUGACUUAUUACGCCGGUGUCGU